This is a messenger RNA of Aricia agestis (brown argus), 1152 nucleotides long. RefSeq lists its product as uncharacterized. The record is from RefSeq and is a predicted model, not a curated record. The coding region runs from base 171 to 1076 and encodes 301 amino acids. The transcript is spliced from 8 exons. NCBI's taxonomy places the organism in Eukaryota, Metazoa, Arthropoda, Insecta, Lepidoptera, Lycaenidae.
UUGCCGCGCGCGGUCGUCCUACCCCACGUACACGCGACGUAAGAUACGAACCCAACGGGUGCGAGUGAGACAGCAAUCGACGUUUUCAACAGGUCACCUCGCCCGGAAGAAUUAUGUGCUUCUUCAGCAUAAUAGUCAUAAUAUUUGACUGCUACGCGUAAAGUGCGACCAUGAGGUGGCGUGCUGCAAAAUGGUUUCUAAUAUACCUCGCCAGCGGAUGUUUAUUGGUGGCGGGUCUAGACGACGUGUGGGUGGAGCUGAGGGCGCCGAGGUUUGUGGUGCACGGGCACAGCGCCGUGCUGCGGUGCGACCACAACGUGCAGCCCGACACCCUGUAUAAGGUGGUGUUCUUCAAGAGCGGUCAGCGCAUCAUGCAGUACGUGCAGGGCCGCGAUCCGCCCUUCGAGGUCUACAACUUCACCGGCGCCGACAUCAAUUUAAUAAUGUUGAAGCCGACGGCCAUAACCCUGGAGAAGAUGGACUUCUCGGCGGCGGGGCCGUACGCGUGCGAGAUCGCGCUUGACAUCCCGCUAUACUCCAAAGCCUCCAAAAUACACGAGCUCAGCGUCAUAGUUCGUCAGAAGCACCGUCCGCGGAUCAAGAUCAAGCACAAAAAGCUGUCGUCGUACGAGGACCUGGAGGCGAGCUGUCAGAGCGCCGCCGCCUACCCCGCGCCCCACCUCACCUGGCUCAUUAACAAUGUUAAGGUGGACGAGAAGCUAACAGUUCCGCACGGGACGGUCAGCAGCCACAAGUACCACCACGGCAUGCCGCUCUCCUUCACCAACUCCUCCCUCCACUUCCCCCUGUCCAGCCUGCAGCUGUUCCCGAACCAGACGGUUGACAUCACCUGCCUGAGCACCAUACCGAGCUACCCCACGCUCGGCGAGGGCUACGCGGACGUACAGAAUAAUACCGUCACAGUGAACGUGGUUCGUAUGGAGCCGACACCUACGCAGCUGCCCGUCAGAAUAAUAAAUUUAGAUAACUCCUCUUGUAGUUUAGCUAUAAAUUAUAUCCUAAUGGGAGUAUUGAUUUUGUCCCUAACCUGUGUAACCUUCGGCGUUAGAUCCUAAAUUCUAUAGAUGUUGACUAGUGUCCGACUGAAAGUUUUUGGCUGAGGCCGUUUUGAUUAAAACCAUAUUAUUCUUU